This is a messenger RNA of Pelodiscus sinensis (Chinese soft-shelled turtle), 917 nucleotides long. The record is from RefSeq and is a predicted model, not a curated record. NCBI's taxonomy places the organism in Eukaryota, Metazoa, Chordata, Testudines, Trionychidae.
AUUUAGCAGACGAAUUCCCAUUGACAUUUGUAAAUUACGCAGCUCGAUUGCAGACUCGCUGCUGCUGCUGAUUUACUGAGUGUGCAGCCAAGCAACCCCGGCGGCGGAGGACGCUUCAAUCCGGCCACAACAAUGUCUGAGUUUCUUUUAGCCUUAGUAGCGAUCUCAGGAUUAUUUCCUGUUGCUAAGGUGCUGGCCGCGGGAGCCGAUCGAGAAGAAGAGCUGUGUGACUUAGGAGAGUUUCUUUGUGAUGAUAAUGUGACUUGCGUAUCUCAAAACUGGCUAUGUGAUGGAGAACCCGACUGUCCAGAUGAUUCAGAUGAAUCUUCAGAUACCUGUCCUGAGGAAAUAGAAUUCAAGUGUCCCCUGAAUCAUAUUACUUGCAUCGGUACAAACAGAUGUAUUCAUUUGUUCCAACUCUGCAAUGGUGUACAUGACUGUUCAGAUGGAUAUGAUGAAGGAGUACAUUGUCGGGAUGUAUGAGGGACUGGUGAUACCAUUAAGGAUGCAUCUCAAGAAGAAAGCCAUGAGAUCCCACUAAGAUCCAAGCAGGAAGGACCCAUUUCUACAUCAAACACAGUUUUUGAGUGUGUGCUCCAAUUUUGGAUCAGAGGCCAGACAAGGUAAAAUUAAAUACCCAUUAUCUUGGGCUUCUUAUGAGAGUAAAAGAAACUCUCUCCGACAUACAAAAACAUCCCACUCUGUACCUGCUUCCAAAAUAAGAUAUCCCUCCCCAAUUCCUUUCAAGUCAGGUGAGUUUUUGCACACAGAUCUCAAGUCUUCUUAAGCUUCUCAGCCAUGAAGGAAGAGUAGGCAAGAGCAAGUUACACUGGUGCCAACUUUGAUGUUUAACACAUCACAAAAUAGACAUCCACCAAUACCAGCCAAGAGUUCCAAGGGAUGGCCAUCUCCCUUUC